This is a messenger RNA of Leptinotarsa decemlineata (Colorado potato beetle), 1001 nucleotides long. RefSeq lists its product as uncharacterized. Gene Ontology annotation, biological process: regulation of transcription by RNA polymerase II. Gene Ontology annotation, cellular component: transcription regulator complex; nucleus. NCBI's taxonomy places the organism in Eukaryota, Metazoa, Arthropoda, Insecta, Coleoptera, Chrysomelidae. The record is from RefSeq and is a predicted model, not a curated record.
UGUCGUGACGGCGAUCAGUCGAUUCCCGAUCGGCAUCAGAACGAUGGUGGGGUUAUGACGCGUCACAACACUCCACACUAGUAUGUUUAUAAUCUGAUGCGUUAACUAGCUAGAGUAGGGAAUAUUCGUUUGCAUUGCACAAGAUGUCGGAAGAACUCAUUGAACUUGUCAGAAAAUACGAAGUGUUGUAUAAUCCAAAAUGUAAAGAAUACAAGGAUCACUUAAUAAGAACUAUAGCAUGGGAAGAAAUUGCUCAAAAAUUGAAUGAACCAGUUGAAAAGUGCAAAGACAACUGGACAAAAUUGAGAAAUGCAUAUGCCAGCGCAAUAAAAUGCCGUAAAAAUAAAAAAAGUGAACAAGCCGCAUCACAAGUGAUAGCAUGGAAAUACGAAGAGCAAAUGAAUUUUUUACGCCCUCACAUGAAAUCGAGGAACACCAAAACUAAUUUGGCAGAGCCAACACCAGAAUCACCUAUAGACAUGACUCCAUAUAGCCCCCCUGACGUUCACGUUAAUGACUCGCAAAAAAGCUCAGCAUCGCAACCUCUACAAACUCAAAGUUCGGAUGCUAGUUGUAGUGAUGGAUCUCAAAGGAGCUCAGCGUCAAAACGAACAUUAUCAGCGAAUAACAAACCUAGCUUACAAGACAUUUAUGACUUGAUGAAGUCGUCAAAUGAGUUAAAAAAGCAAAGGCAACACGCUAAGCCAGAUAUGGAUGAUACUGACUUAUUUUUUUUGAGUAUGAGUAAGGCAGUUAAGGCGCUUCCAAAAUUCGAUCAAUGCAAAAUAAAGUUGGAUUUACAUACAGCUGUUUCUGAAGCAGAAAUUCGAAAACUCACUCAAACAGGCAGCACACAUGAGUUUAUUCAAUCUCCCACAACCAUACAGCCAUUCAACAGUCCAGCAAUCGGCAGUCCAGAGUCUCGUGAUUCGAGAACGAACAUGGAAGAACAUUGGUAACAUAAUAUAUCAGGACUAUUUUUGAAUAUUGAUGAAUGAUGU